Molecule: messenger RNA, 1636 nt
Organism: Phyllopteryx taeniolatus (common seadragon)
Lineage: Eukaryota; Metazoa; Chordata; Actinopteri; Syngnathiformes; Syngnathidae
Product: dynein axonemal light chain 4
Exons: 4
Coding region: 233-553 (106 amino acids)
Biological process (GO): microtubule-based process
Cellular component (GO): dynein complex
Molecular function (GO): dynein intermediate chain binding; dynein light intermediate chain binding
Source: RefSeq, a predicted model, not a curated record
CGUCUGGUCAAAGAGAAUUUGUCAAACGUAAUGUGUUGGCCACGGAGCUACAAGCUAAGCUAGCCGAGUAGCUCGUAAACGCUGCGUCUUUGGUUCCAGCUCAUCUGCCAGCUUGGUGUUUACAAACUGGCCACAGGUGUCCUCCGUUUUUAAACCUUUGUGUGGCAAGUGACAUUUAGUUCUCGCAAAUGUGUGCUUCGUUAUGUCCCUCGCUAGCUAGUUUGGAGUUGGAAUGGCAGGAACCGGCGAGGGAAAGAAGGAAGAGGCCGACUACAAGAGACUACACAGCUUCCCUCUCAUCAGGCACACGGACAUGCCCGAGGAAAUGAGAGUGGAGACGAUGGAGCUGUGUGUGACCGCCUGUGAAAAGUUUGCCACCAACAAUGAGAGCGCCGCCAAGAUGAUCAAGGAGUCCAUGGACAAGAAGUUUGGCAGCUCGUGGCACGUCGUGAUCGGUGAGGGCUUCGGCUUUGAGGUCACGCACGAAGUGAAGAACCUGCUGUACAUGUUCUUUGGCGGGAGUCUGGCCGUGUGUGUGUGGAAGUGCUCGUAGCACACACACGCAGACACACAAUUGCUUUUUUUUUUUUGCUGGUCCCACUCCGCUCGCCAAUUCGGUGAAACAAAACCAGCCCCCUCUGGCUACAAAAAGUCGCUGAGGUUGACAACUACUCGGACUUGUGGAGAAGAACUCUGACAUUCAGUCUUGACUCGCAGACGCCUGAACAGCUUCCUGCCUUAUCUCACAUUUCUCUUUCUUUUCAAGCAGUUUUCAUAGUGUCACACUCACUUUGACAAUAUAACACAGCCGGCUAGGGUCUCCAAAGACCUUUGUCCUCUUUCCUCUGCAGGGAGCGUCUGGUGUGUAGGUGUUUGUGUGUGCUGGACACACACACACGCACUUUUCUUUUUUUUUUUUUUUUUUAAAAGCCUACACCGAACAUCACCACCUUUGUGCAGCACGACAAUGUCCACAUCAUCUCUCAACCUUUCUUACAAUUUGACACACUUGUCUUUCAAUACAAUGUUUUUAUAUUUUUUUUUUACCGUGUAUAUAGUUUGAUGCGACUUUUAACAAGUGUUAUCUUCUUACAAACGACCUGAUCUACCUUCCCCCCCCCCCCCCUGCUCUAGAUGUUUUUAUAAUAACCUGGCAUGUUUUACGGCCUUUGGUCUGUAUGAAUGCUAAUGACACAGAACGGGGGGAUGAAGUGGACCCCGACAGUUUUGCACCUUCUGAUAUCAUAUUCCGGCCAUAACAGACAGAGGUGGAACUGGCUGUGUGAAACGGCAAUCUGUAAGGCCGGAGGUGUGAAAUUUUGACUUCUAAGGUACCAGCAGAGCCAUAACAGAGGACGGAUCGCCUGUGUCUAACAGCAUUCCACAACACUUGGACAGCAGUUUGAAAUUCAAUACCCAACAGUCACUUUCUGACUUACUGACAUCGCCAGUUUGGUUGCGUAUUGAUUGUCUAUCCUGCCUUUAGGUGAGGUCUGUAACAGAAGUGAAUAAAUUAUGGAUUUUUUGUUGCUGCAAUUUUGAAGGAAUUUCUGUGCAAGAGGCUAAAGUGCGUGAAAGAGAUGAUAGUGAUAUAAUACACAGUGAUGGAUAAUAAACUCCGAAAUGUGAAAACGCA